Messenger RNA from Solea solea (common sole), 6331 nucleotides. It is a transcript of the gene wnk4a, whose product is annotated as WNK lysine deficient protein kinase 4a. The transcript is spliced from 21 exons. Gene Ontology annotation, molecular function: protein serine/threonine kinase activity; ATP binding; potassium channel inhibitor activity. Gene Ontology annotation, biological process: negative regulation of sodium ion transport; positive regulation of sodium ion transmembrane transporter activity; protein phosphorylation. The record is from RefSeq and is a predicted model, not a curated record. The coding region runs from base 168 to 4727 and encodes 1519 amino acids. Gene Ontology annotation, cellular component: cytosol; cytoplasm. Lineage: Eukaryota; Metazoa; Chordata; Actinopteri; Pleuronectiformes; Soleidae.
UCCUUUCAGCGGAGAUUAUGGCUGCGGAAUUGGUGAGGAGAAGAGAAGAAGAAGAAGAAGAGACGUUAUUCCAUAGGAGCCCUGCGUCAAUGUGCGUUUGUGUGCAACUCCUUUUUACACAGCGGCUGUUAUGAGCUCCAGAGACGGGAGGCGUUCAACCUGCAACAAUGUCACACGCACAGGUUGAGAUACUAGGACGCGGUUUCCCAGGACUCUCCGUGAACAUGACCGACGACUGUCUGUCCCGGGUGCCAUCCGUGCUGAGGAAGCACGGCUUGGGCGCACGGAGAAACUCUUAUGGGCUGCAGAAGAUUAGCAUGGACAUAGAUUCGCCUCUGUACAGCGGCGUGCUCUCCAAAGCCUUGUCCUGGUCAGCCGAGAAUAUCCCAACACUGUGCGAGUCCAGAGCAGAGGAUGAAAAAACAGACGAGUCCCCACCGUCCCCGUCCCCAGUUUCCAGCCCGGGGACCAGCUCCAACACACCGCCGAGCAGCCAGGAACCCAGCUCUCUCUCUGGCAACUGGGAUCCGGUCCCGAGAUCAAGGGAAGCCAGUUCUGACUCUGAAAAUGAACUUCAGCAUAAACAGCACAAGAUCCUGUCUCGGAUCAAGUUUGACACCCAGUGGGAGCAGGAAGAGAAGGAAGACGUGGAGACCAAAGCUGUGGCAACCUCACCAGAUGGGAGAUACCUGAAGUUCAACAUAGAGAUUGGAAGGGGAUCCUUCAAGACGGUCUAUAAAGGACUGGACACAGAGACUACAGUGGAGGUGGCGUGGUGUGAGCUACAGACCCGUAAACUGACCAAGGCGGAGCGACAGCGCUUCAGCGAGGAAGUGGACAUGCUGAAGGGCCUGCAGCACCCGAACAUCGUCCGUUUCCAUGACUCCUGGAAGUCAACAAUGAAGGGCCACAAGUGCAUCAUUCUGGUGACUGAACUCAUGACGUCAGGCACGCUCAAAACGUACUUGAAAAGGUUUAAGGAGAUGAAGCUGAAGCUGUUGCAGCGCUGGAGUCGCCAGAUCCUCAAAGGGCUUCACUUUCUGCACACGCGCACUCCUCCCAUCAUCCACCGUGACCUCAAGUGUGACAACAUCUUCAUCACUGGCCCAACCGGAUCUGUCAAGAUAGGGGAUCUGGGGCUGGCCACUCUCAAAAGUGCCUCUUUUGCUAAAAGUGUCAUUGGAACGCCAGAGUUCAUGGCCCCGGAGAUGUACGAGGAGAAGUACGACGAGGCGGUGGACGUCUACGCCUUUGGAAUGUGCAUCCUGGAGAUGGCCACCUCUGAGUACCCGUACUCUGAGUGCCAAAACGCUGCCCAGAUCUACCGCAAAGUUACCAGCGGAAUGAAACCUGACAGUUUCUACAAAGUCAAGGUCCCCGAACUGAAGGAGAUCAUUGAAGGCUGCAUUCGUAUGGACAAAGAUGAAAGGUACACCAUUCAGGACCUCCUGGAACACCCGUUCUUCCACGAGAACAACGGCGUGCACGUAGAGCUGGCCGAGGAGGACGACACGGUGAAGUCGGGUCUGAAGCUGUGGCUGCGCAUGGACGACACCAAGAAGCUGCACGGGAAGUACAAGGACAACAAUGCCAUCGAGUUCCUCUUUGAGCUCUACAAAGACGUGCCCGAGGAGGUGGCUCAGGAGAUGGUCGUACUUGGCUUCGUGUGCGAGGCAGACUUCAAGCUUGUGGCCAAGGCCAUACGGGACAGGGUGACCGCCAUCAAGCGCCAGAGGGAGAAGCUGAGGCGGAAGGCGGAGGAGAGGAGGAAGAAGCAGGAGCAAGAGGCCAUCGAAGAGGAACCGGAGCCUCAGCUCCGUUCACCUCAGCUCCGUUCACCUCAGCUCCGUUCACCUCAAGUCAGCAAUGCCGUUGCAGCAGAGUCCCCCACUCCAGCCACCAUCUUGUCCCCCGUCACAAGCUCUGCGGACUCUGGUGUCAGCUCCAACUACCCUGCUGAACCGGAGGAGCCCGAGGCAGACCAGCACUUCCACAUCCGCCACAACAGCCUGUCUUCUGCUAACUCUGACUGUGAGACGGACGGCGAUCUGAGCUCCUCUGGGCUCCAGGAUCCGCUGGAGGCCGGCACCUUUAACACGCCAGCGACCCCUCCCACCAUGCACGCGAACACCCCAAGUGUGAACGGUCUCCCCAUUCCGGCGCUGCGCUUCUCCUCGAGUAUUGCAGUAUCUACUAACACUGAGCACGGCAACUCAGGGUCCCCGAGUGGCUUCAGCUCCCCUGUGGACAGCUACGCCUCUGAUGUGACUUCAGGCUUGAGCGGAAACGAGGGCCUGUCAGAGAAGGGAGAGAAAACGGCUGCAAGGCGAACUGCUGCAAAGCUGUUCCGGAGGAGGGCUCGUUCAAGGCUGCGCAUCACAGGGCUCUCAGAUAAAGUGGACCGGGUGGUGGAGUGUCAGCUGCAGACACACAACGACAAGAUGGUGACCUUCAAGUUCGAUCUGGACGGAGACAACCCCGAUGACAUCGCCGCUGUCAUGGUGCACAAUGAGUUUAUCCUGCCGUCAGAGAAGGAGGGCUUCAUCCACCGCAUGGGCGACAUUAUCAAACGGGCAAAGGCUCUGAUGUCCAAAGACCAGCCGGUCCACUCCAGUGGACACAGAAUCCCUCAGCCUGCUUUCCACAGCGCCGUUAACUCAUUGUCGUCCUCACAGCCUAAUCUGCACAGUCACACCUUGCCUCGAACACACUCGUCCUCUUCUCUGCCUGACUUCACUGUGGCUAACCAAAGUGUAGGGGUCCGUGGCUCUCCACUGGUUCCCAAUGGAGACGUCAUCAAUGCAGACAUUACUUCAUCUGGGCGACCUCUCUUGCGCUCCCAGUCUUUCCAUAACGCCCCAGGGUCUCCGCUUCACCAUCAGCACCAUCACAAUCCUGCGUCACUCCUGCCGCACCACCAGCACUACCAUGUACCCUACAUGGGCCACACGGGCCAAACACACUUCCCAUUCCCAUACCCAGGUUCUCCGGGUUCCCCAAAGCCAGCAGGGAUACAUCCUCCCCUUACACGUGUAGCCAGCAACCCCAGCUUCCCUUCUGUUUCCUCUCCUGCCCCCAGCUCCCCUGGUCCUCAGAGUGAGAUCCCAAGUCCGAACAGCAAUGAGAGCAUCACCCUGUCCCCACCUGCUCCACAGCACCCCAACAUGUGGCCCUCUCACACACAGCCCCUAUUUUCCUUGGCUAAUGUCAUCUCUAUGGCCAUGAGCAUGGCUCAGUCUUUCAUCCCUCCUGCAAGCCUGCCCACCCAGGGUAUGGCCUCUUUUCCAGGCUAUCACCAAUUACCUCCUCACUUGGCCGCACAGACAGGGUACCACUCUGUCUACCCACAACAGUACCAAGCCCCACAGGUGGAGCUCCCUUACCCAACAGUGGGCCUCCAAACACAGAACAAUGUCUACCAAAGCUAUGAGAAUAUGCUUCAUUUGGACGUAGAUGGUUUUCCACAGACCAGUUAUCCGAGCUGGCCACAUCUCGCCUCGCCACCGUCACUGCCUUCCACUCCUCCACUGGUUCCUCAGGAGCCUUUUUAUCAAGUUGGAUACUCCACUCCCCCCAGCUUGGCGCAGGAGGACCAUCUGAGGAAUUAUGUGGCUCCAUACGCAUCACAUGUUCCAGCUCAGGCUCAAUCCACACCACAAGUCUCCAGUUCAAGCUCUUCAUCAGAUCUUUCCCCAUCACCGCCAGAGAGCCCCACAAGCACUUUAUCAUCCUUCAGCACACAAUUGCACCAAUUUGUACCUGAGAUGACUGACAGUAGUCCAGCACCGGAAGUCUCUUCUACUGAAUCUGAAGUCCAGUCUGCACCGGUGACUGUCGGGCGAUUCCAGGUGACGCCCAGCAUUGACAUUCCUGCGCCUGCUGUGCCUGUCGUUGUUGUGCCCUCUGCACUGCAGCCUGAGGUGAGGAGUAGCACCCCGUCUGAAAGCAGCACAGAGGAACAGGGAGAGUCUGAGACAAGCCUGGGCACCUCCCUCACCAUGUCUCCCCCUCACCCUCAUCCUCACAGAGGGUCAACCGGGGUUCUCCAGGAGGAGGAGGACGGGCAGCCGGGAUGGCCUGGGAGCCAGGAACAGCAGGAGCCGCAGCAACAUGACGGAGGAGAGGAGGACGAGGAGGAUGAAGAGGGAGAGGUGGUUGGGGAACGGCAGAGAACAAGGAAGAGGAGUCGGAGGAGAGCGCAGAGCCUCAGCCUGAUGGGAACGUCUGCUGACAGCGGACUUUCAGUGACGGCCGCUGAGAUGGAAGGGAGGCUGUGGGAUGGGGCGUCGGGCAGCCCACAGUACAACACUGCCCUUCAUAAUCUAUGGAUGAUGACUUUCAGCCGAAACGCUCCCUACAGCACCGAUGACUCAGACAGUGAUGAUGAAGAAAUGCUGGAAGAGCUUCAGGAACUGAGAGAUAAACAUCUAACAGAGGUUCAGACCCUGCAGGCUGCCCAGAAGAAAGAGAUUGAGGAGCUGUACCAGAAGAUGGGGAAGGUUCCUCCACCCGGCAUCGUCUCUCCUGCUGCUAUGCUGUCCAGUAGACAGCGCCGCCUCUCUAAGGGAAGCGGUUUCCCCACCUCCCGCAGGAACAGCCUGCAGCGCUUGGACAUAUUGCCAAUCCAAGGUAUUAUCAGAAGAAACUCCAUUGGAGGCAGCAGUAGUGGGUCCCAGGAUAAACACAGCAGAGCGGUCACCUUUGCUACUGACAUUAGUAGAAUGUAAGAAAUUCUCAGCCAAGCAUGCUGUACAUGUCUGGACUACCUCAUCUGAAGUGUGACUGCGACAGUCAACCCCGUCCUGAAGGAGGAUCACUUCAACACUUUACACCAGCACUCCGAUCAACAAAAACUGCUUCCGUCUGCCAGUGGCCGUUUACCUCAGUAAAUCUGGAAUCUUUACACAGGAAACUGUGACACGAUGUCAGUUUUCUGCCUUUCUGUUAAGAGUUGGGGAAUUUGCUGCAGCAUGAGCACAGAAUGAUUACAAUUGACACGCUCUCUUGUAAAUGAACUACUUGAGCAGACAGUUCAGAGGUGACCAGCUUCGGGUCCGGCCACCACAUGGCCUUGCAGAAUGCCACAUUGCAGUUUGCAUCAAAUCUUUUCAUUGAGCAAGCUUUUUUGUGUGCUUCAGUGCUGUAGCGUUGUGGCCUUAUGAGCUGCAGUGGCACUUGUUAUUAGCUCUGAGCUAGGAUAAGUUAAGUCUGACUCACUGCCGUUCAUCAUUCGAAGCACAGCGAAUCUCUGACUUGUACUAACAGUCCUUACAUGGAUAACAUUUGUUUAAUCCCACAAUGUAUUUGCUGUUGCUGUUGUUAGCUGACACGAAGACUCUAAAUACAGUUUGAAUACAGUUAUUAAACUGUAUUAUUUAGUGUAGCUUUAGUUUCUGAUCACGUGUUUUCUCUUGAGUCAGCCUGGACAGGUUUGACUGGCAUUUUAAUUUGCAGUGAAGAGGAUUCUUCAUUUUGUACAGCAGUAUAAUGAGAAAGCAUUAAGAAGAUGAUGCAACAGGAAGAAAAGUUGUACAGGAGUUACAAAUGCUGGCAUGUAGCAUGCUUCAGAAGAAAAAUUUAUUUUUUAUCUUGUGAAAAGUGCAGGAGCGUAGAGAAUCUUUCUUCAGUUUCCAAUAGUAUAGACAAUGUUUCCUUAUGUUGAUUGGUUGUGGAAAAAUCCACCUAGGUUUCAGACUACUGGCUUGUACAUGUGUAUAUAGUAGAGCGCCUUUAUAGAUCACGUUUACACAUAAAGAGUAAACUCAAAUUUCAGCAACCUUAACUUUUGCUCAAGCAAAAAAAAAUCAUAUUUGUUGCUUGUUCCAUGAUUCAAGCACCUUCUGCACUUUAGUCAUUUUUAAUUCUGUCAUUUAAAGAUAUUUGUGGAUAAAACUGUGCUCCACUCGAGGAAGUUAUGCUCUCCUGUUUCGUUUUUCCUCCGUCUUCAGUUUGUCUGGUCACAUUAUUACGUACUUGAUCACAGUUAAGUUGCUUCAUAGUCCCACAGGUUUAAGUUAUUUAUGUAUUGUGGGAUUUGGAGAAAUUAAUUCAAGCUGUGAAUCUGUAGAUGCCUUAUGAAAAUAUUCCCUACACACACACUGAAUUUUCCUGGCAGUUCAACUCCUGUAAUAUUCAUAAUAUAUCAAAGACAUUUCAACAUUUUGAAUGUAAAUAUGCAAUUGUAUUGCUUCCUGAAGCUGCUGUCCUAUCGAGCUGAAUCUGUGCCUUUCCUUUUCAAUGUCUUAUUUUUUUCAUUUUACUCUCAAUUAUUGGUGGCUAGAUCAAACUCUGUUUCAAACUUUGAUUAAAAUAAAUGCAACUGUAAAUACCA